This is a messenger RNA of Oryzias latipes (Japanese medaka), 3343 nucleotides long. It is a transcript of the gene ttk, whose product is annotated as ttk protein kinase. Gene Ontology annotation, cellular component: kinetochore; nucleus. Gene Ontology annotation, molecular function: ATP binding; protein binding; protein serine/threonine kinase activity. Gene Ontology annotation, biological process: meiotic spindle assembly checkpoint signaling; chromosome segregation; mitotic spindle assembly checkpoint signaling. Lineage: Eukaryota; Metazoa; Chordata; Actinopteri; Beloniformes; Adrianichthyidae. The record is from RefSeq and is a predicted model, not a curated record.
UGGUAUAUUUGAAAACUAGCAGUUGAAGUCGAGCGCUUUGCGAUUGGGACUGUCGCAAAUCUGCCCAAAGGAGCGGUCUUCUGUUAUACCUUAGUACAUGACGAUACUAACGCGAUGGAGGAAGAGGAGCACACGGACAGAAAGCAGCAGCUUGCCAUGCUUUUUCAAAAGCUUAACAAGAUCAAAAAGUAUCUAAACGAAGACGAUACAGACAACAUCAACAAUGUCAUCAGCUCAAACUCGCCUGAAUCUUGCCUGGCUUAUUUGAUGGAUCUGGAGAAGAAAGGGGAUCCUCACCUGGACCAUAACCAUCUCACCCGCCUCAUCCACUAUUACACUAAAGUGUUCUCCAACAUGCCGCUGGGGAAGCACUGUCAGAAUGAGAGCUAUGCCAGGAUGCUGGUUAGGUUUGCAGAGCUUAAAGCGAUUCAAGAUGUCAACGAGGCAGAAGCAAACUUCAAUGUGGCGAGAUCCCACAGCCCCAACUUUGCCUUUGUGCACAUUGCACAUGCCCGGUUUGAGCAUUCUCGAGGCAACACCAAAAGAGGCAUUCACAUGCUGCAGGAGGCUAUCAAGAUGGGCGCUAAGCCCAAAGAGCUCCUGGAAACUGCCCUGCAAAACAUGCAGCCAGGAAAACCACUUUCCCCUUCAGAGGAUAAGGAGAACCUACCAUAUCAUAUUGUGCAGGAUUCCGGGAAGAAUUCCACAGCCUUCCAGAAAGUUGGCAGAAUAUCUGAUGGCACAGGAGAGCUGCAGCUCUCCAGCAUUUUUAGUUCUGGGAUGGAGCCUUUGUCUGGAUCCUCAGUGGAACACCUUCCUGGCUGGAGAUCAGGAUCUCAUCAUAAGAAAGCUUCCUGCUUGCCAGGAAGGGUACCUGUAGUGCCUUUCUCUAUCCAAGAAAAUGAGGACAGUGAUGGAAAUGUCCACGAUGUUCCCCCUAAAAGAGGCGAAAUGAACAUCCCCACAGGCUUACCCAGGCAAACAUCUGGCUCAAAUGUGAGUUCUGUGUUUGGACCCUCAAUGAAGAAAACCGCUGAAGAUGGAGGUCAGGCUGGUGUUCGGCAGCCAGCUCUCAGUCCAGAGCAAAGCCAGUGGGAUGACCAAGCAGUGGCAGAGUCAACAACGACACUCCUUCAAAGGGGGGUUGCAAGUGAAACGCAGCGAAUGGAAGAUGUAACUUCCAGCUUUGAGCAGAUCGUUAAUUCCAGUUCUCCUGAGUCUUGUUGGACGUAUUUGAAGGACCUGGAGGGAAGAGGGAACCCUCACACAGACGUCUCCCUCCUCAACAAGCUCAGGAAUUACUAUUCCACCGUCUUUGCCAAGCUGCCCAUCAGGCAGUACAGUAAAAACGGCAGCUACGCCAGAAUACUAGUCAGAUACGCAGAGCUGAAAGGGAUUGAGGAUCCGGAUGAAGCAGAGGACCACUUCAUAGUUGCAAGGUCCAACUGCAAAGGGUUUGCAUUUGUGCACAUUGCACAUGCUCAGUUUGAGGUGUCUCAAGGUAAUAUGAUAAAAGCAUCUUCAAUUUUGCACAAAGCCCUGGCGUUAAACGCCCAACCUUCUCAGCUCCUGAACAUAGCAAUCCGUAACCUGAAAGCUGGGGAAAAACGGUUACUGGACCCCGAUGAGGAGCUUCUCAUGGAGACUGCACAGAGUGCGUCCACCAGUGUGGAACACCAGGAAGUGCAUCUUCCUGCACGGGUACCUGCCCCGCGUUCUGUGGAGCACGCUAAACCUGCCAGCAAAGAGUCUGCCCCAGAGUGGAAGCUGCUACCCGCCGUCCAUCGGCACGUUUCCCCAGAGGAAAAGAGAACCACACCACCUAUUCCUUGUCAGGUGGAGUCUUUGAUGACUCCGUCCCUCCAACGUCCGUCUAGACUAAACCCUCACUCUUUCUGUCAGACGCCGUGCAGCAACCAGAACCCAAAUCCAAACAGCUUUGUCACUCCUGUUGUGAAAGGAGGUCCAGAAGUGUGGUCCUCUGCAGUGGCAGCUCACAGAACCAGGGCGCUUCAGCAGUCCCACACGCCUCUGAACCCAGCAGCCUCUUUCCAGACUCCACAGGCCUCAUUGAGUUCUUUAUCAAAUGAAUCCAUCACCAUUAAGGGCAAGCAGUUCUUCGUUCUCAAGAUUAUCGGGCGUGGAGGAUCAAGCAAGGUCUUCCAGGUUCUUGAUCACAAAAAGCAGCUGUUUGCUGUGAAGUAUGUGGACCUGGAGGAAGCUGAUGCUCAGACCGUAGAAAGUUACAAAAAUGAAAUUGAACAUCUGAACCACCUGCAGCAGUACAGCGAUCAAAUCAUCAAGCUCUAUGAUUAUGAAAUAACCAACAGCUACAUCUAUAUGCUGAUGGAGUGUGGGAACUUGGAUCUGAACACCUGGCUGCGAAACCGCAAAUCUGUUGUGAACCCACUCGAGAGAAAGUUUUACUGGAAAAACAUGCUGGAGGCCGUCCAUACCAUCCACAAACACGGGAUCAUCCACAGUGAUCUGAAGCCAGCAAACUUCGUCAUCGUGAACGCAUCACUGAAGUUGAUCGACUUUGGUAUCGCAAACAGAAUCCAGCCUGAUGUGACCAGCAUCAUGAAGGAUUCACAGGUGGGAACCCUGAACUACAUGCCCCCUGAAGCCAUCAAAGAUACUUCCUCCCAGUCUGGCAAAGCUCGCUCAAAGAUAAGCCCCAAAGGAGACGUGUGGUCGCUCGGCUGCAUCCUUUAUUGCAUGACUUACGGGAAGACUCCAUUUCAAAGCAUCACAAACCAGAUGGCCAAGCUGCACGCCAUCAUUGACCCCUCCCACAAGAUUGAGUUUCCUGAUAUUUCAGAGAGGGACUUGCUGGAUGUUCUAAAGAGGUGCUUAGUAAGAAACCCUAGAGAGAGGAUCUCGAUUGUAGAGCUGCUGGAUCAUCCCUAUCUCCAGCUGAAGCCUCAGGCCUCACCUGAACCAGCAGAGCAUCCAUCUAAUGGGGACCUUCAGAGGAUCCUGACGGACCUGGCCGCUCUGCAGUCUCCAAACAGCAUCAUCCGAGCUGCAAAUAAUUUGGCAAAAAUGUGCAGCAGUGGCAGGAGGCUGGAUGUUGCAGAAUGUGCAAAGUCAUCCACUUAAAGAUUCUGGAAAGUGUGACGUGGACGUUUCUUCUUCUUCUUUUCUGACCUCCUAGUGACCACUAGGUGUUCUGCUGAAAGAACCAACAUGUUCAUGUUUGUAUAUUAACAUUUUUCUGAAGUUGUCCUUCUGAGUGAUGUUUACUUUUUUAUUUUACUUUAGAUGUUAAAAAUUUUAAGCAAAACACAACAUGGAGAAAUAAACAAACUGUGUAUCCUACAGAGUUUCAUUCAUACCAUUA